Molecule: messenger RNA, 1161 nt
Organism: Sclerotinia trifoliorum
Lineage: Eukaryota; Fungi; Ascomycota; Leotiomycetes; Helotiales; Sclerotiniaceae
Source: the annotation of a GenBank genome assembly
AUGGAAGAUCCACAAAAGGGGAAGUGCGAAAUGUGCAUCUUGCAUUCACAAUAUCGCCCACCACCACGUUAUUCAGCAGCAGGCGGUGGACAAUCAUCCGUACAAGGGAAUCCUGGCCACAACAAUACCGACGUUUGCACUGAAAGCCGAUCAAUCAAAGAACCCUACAGUACAGGGCAAGCCCAAGGUUCUAGUCCUCAUACUUCCCCGUCGAAUCAUCAUAAACGGAAAGAGCCAUCGGGAGAUCAGAGCAAUAGAGGGUCAUCAGACAGUAACAAGCGAGGGAAAAUAUCUGGACAUACAACAGGGAGAUCAUUGCAUAGACAUGGCAAGGCUAGCGACCAGAAUCCUAGAAGCACUGCUAUUCCAGGUGCUUCUAAAUCAUCAGAGAGACCGGGAGAAAUGAUAUGCCCUCCUGUCUCAGAACAACCGCCACAACUUGACAAAUAUCAAACCAAUUAUGAACUUGCAGCUAACGCACUUGCGGAAGCUUCCAGCUCAGCAGGCUUUGGAAAAUCCGAUACUGUCGCCCAAACCUACGACGCUCCGGCUCCCCUAGGCUAUGGUUCAACUUCAACACAAAUAGGAACAGACGAUACAUCAACAAUGCAACAACGUAUGACCACCAAAAAUAUCUCCGGGACCUCUCUAUCUGCAGUUGAGGCCUCUGCAGAAAUGAAUACCCCGUUAACAGGUCACGAGCAAGGUGGAGGUACACCAUUACAUGGACAACAACACACGAUCACACUAACCCAAGCAAAUCGGCCCCCUCCAGAAACCUGCUAUGGAGUAACAAUAUUCCCUGACGAAAGAGUACUAGAGCCAUUUUUGCAGUUUCAUGCACAAAAAACAGGUGACUAUACACCUGGAACCGAGCGUCCGUCGGGUGCGCAAGACUUUAUUAUUUUAACUGCCGAAGGAGAGACGGUUGACCUUUCUUUGUGCACUUGGAUUAAGAUUGAUCCUUUUAAUCACAACGAUCGUCAUCGAUGUGGGAAUGCUAAACCAAAAACCUCCUAUUGUGGUACGACGUCGGGGGGAAUCCGGCACGUGGAUGCUACAAACCGCGAACCAAUUCCUCAUCGGAGGGAAAUUAUUCGAGAAAUUAAGGGGAAAAGAAUGAUACACGAUUCUCGACAACAACGUCAACUUAAUCAAUAG